AAUUGAUUCUUUUAUUACUCCACAGGUGUUGUUGUGAAUGCAGAAAUAACUUAUUGAGUUAAGUGAAAAUGUGAACAAUGGUUAGAAGAGAAUGCGAUUUGAAUUUCUACCCAUGAUGAGGCUUAACAGACAGCGCUACACGCUGUUUACCGGAUUGGAUGACUUGACAUUAGAUAUUGUUAGUGCCACAACUCAAGUUGUCAUACGGAGUACAUGUCGGGUUUGACAGUUGAUCCAUUAGCAUGCCAUUUAACAUUCUAGAUCGAGAUUUUAUGGGUCGUAUUUCGGUGUUCAAAAGAGCUAGACAGACAAUCUUCUUACUCUUUUCUCCAGAGUUGCAAGGCCCUUCACACUGCGCUCAUCAGUGUCUUUAUUGAUGAUCCCCUUCCAACAGCGUAAACUAUUGUUUGAUACUUAGUAUGCACAUAAAGCCCAACGUUUUUCCCACUUGCUGAAUACUUCAUGGACAAGUGCGCAUUGUCUUCUAUAUCUCGAAAACCGGGAAUAGUUCGAAUCUACUAGGCUCGACUGUUAUUCGCUGCAUGAACACUUGCUCAACGAGUGAUUGACAGGAGAGUCCCAUUUUUUCACGUCUCAAAAAGUUGGUUACAUGGUGUUCUUCGCCCCGCUGGCGGUAUGUUGCCGACUGCUCAAAUAAUACCACUGGUCUCACCGGAUAUCUGCUAGGUGGUGCACAUAUUGGCUCUCGUUCGGCCUGCUAACGGGAGCAGAAAUCCGGAAUAUUUUCGGCUGUAAUUCGCAUAUAUUCUGUCUGGGUAUGAAAAUUGGGGUGUAUCUAUCGCGCGACACGCCUGGGGGGAUCCAAUAAGCCCUAUGAUAAUCACCUCCUCCAAGUCGCAUGGCAGGAGGUGCAUAUAAACUCCGAGGAUCCCAUUGUGGUCACUGUAACCGCGGGCUAGACAGAUUCUUUGCCACCUAGGGUUCUGAGAUAUUAUUCGCAGGAGAACUAUGGAUGAAGUCCCAUAGUGAUCAUUGCCCUGAGUAACUUGACGAAGCUCAUGGUUAUAUUUAUUUACGGGAAGAAGACGAAUAAAUAUUGGCCGAGCCGAGAAAAGAAAAGGUGCACCGCUUCGCUUUACUCUAAUUUAGACUCUUGCGCAGAGGGACUGGAGAUAGAAUGCCCCCCCCCCAGCCGACACGGCGCCGCACAGAUGCGGAGAGGAUGCGGACAGAUGAAGCUAGCAGGUGGGGCUCGGUGGCUUUUAGCCAGAGCUUGGGACGAGGUGAACGACAGGGCAGCUGACUCGCCAGACGAAACACUCAUGUCACAACCUGGGCGACAGCAAUGAUAGCGAGCCGUUGCCAAUAGCUUCAUGAUCCUGGAGACAAGACUUUAGACAAAGUCCACCCUUGCCAAAUACGAUCCCGGAGCAAAACCCGUCUCGCCCGCGUUGCCAACUUCUCCGAGAAAAAAACCUCCGACCUAACGCAGUAGGGAGACCCGCUGUUGGAUGUCGCAUUUCGGCCCUCCACUCCCGUCCGGUCUCAAAAGCGAAAUGACUGCCAGAGCACUGCAUGUUUUUAUCUGUCCCGUAGUUAAAUAAUGCGUUUAUGUAUGUCAGUUACGCCAGCCAUUAUUGUAUUCAUUCUUUUGUGCGCAUCGCAAUAAUAGCCACCAAUGUCCCCCUCCUGACUGCAACAAUACACUCUUGCUUCUCGUGAUCGUUAUGAGAUACAUUGCUGAGUUUGAUUCUUAAUACGUGCUUUCAUUGACAUCGGGAUCCUGCGGGGUUUUUUUUGCAAAGCAUGGCUGCAAACGCUUUCGAUGCUGUGGUCCACGCUAUUCCGUCAGAGGGUUCAUCCUUAACGAGGCCGGUGCUUGUAGAUUCCAGCAUCUCCUUUGAGCUCAGCAUAGGUGAUAAGAUCCAGACCCUAUCAACAACGAAUGUUAGAAAUGGAGACGCGAUCCGAGGCUUGCUCUACGUCCCGGAGCUGGAUUUCGAGGACCCGUGCCGGCAGGCAACAACUCCUUUCAUACUAGCCAACGUAACUCGCCUCUCUGAUAUUCCAGGUCCAAGGAGGUCAAUAUCUCUUGCUCCUUGGGUCUCUUCUGCAUGCACAAUAUCUUUCUUGGCAGCGCUGUCGCGAAAUCCGCCCUACGCAGCGGUUUUCUACCGGCCAGAUGAAUCGACUACUACUCCUCCUCUCGCCGAUCACCCGACCUGGGAUCUAGGGGACCGCGAUAUGUGGAAGACUACGAAUCGCUACCCUGUUUAUGCGAUCCCUGGCGUGUACGGUGCCAGUGUGAUGCGUGCUCUGAGCGAGUACUCAGGGAGUGUUGCUGACGCCCCAUACGCAGAAGACCUUCUGAGAAGGUUCCAGGGCAGUGACGUGGUUCGGGUGUCUUCGAAAAUUGCUAUAAGUAAAAACUCCACCGGUGGCCUCCCAAGCCUUUGGAUUUUCCUCUUGGUCGUUGUAGCGAUUCUAAUUUGUAUUGCUCUCUUCUCGUCCAUCGCCAUGCGGUGUAUUCAAGCGCGCCAACUGCGUUCCUUGGAAAGGAGAGUCGCGGCGGGAGAAGUUGAUCUAGAGACUCUGGGUAUUAAGCGGUUAAACGUCCCACAAGAUAUUCUAGAUAAAAUGCCUCUCUAUAUCUGUAAUGGGUCAGGUAGAAUUGAACGUUUGAUCCCUCCUACUACAGAAAUGACCCCAGAAUCUAUCGACGAACCGUCCAAAUUACCACCAGAUAAAGGAAGUUUUCUUCAAUCGAUUUCGGGCUGGAAGUGGAUAUCAAGGGUAUCGCAAGCCUUCUAUUCUCGUAAAUCACGAUCUACAACACCGCCUCCGCCUCUCUCUUCUGCCCCGGACUCUGGGACUUCCCUUCCUUCUCCAAGAUCGCAGAUCACGCCCAUCGAUAACAACCAACAACACCAUGCCGAACCUACUUUCGCACAAACAACUUGUCCAAUUUGCCUCGACGACUACGACUGGGGCGAAACCACAGUCCGUGAACUUCCCUGCCAACAUAUUUUCCAUCCCGAAUGUAUCGAUAAUUUCCUCCUGCAGAAUAGUAGCCUUUGCCCAGUUUGCAAGAAAAGUGUAUUGCCCCGUGGAUAUUGCCCCGAGAAAAUUACCCGUGUUAUGGUUCGUCAGGAACGACUCGCUCGAAGGGCUCGUCCACCACAAACGAUAGAGAUUGGCAAUGGUGGUUAUGACGCUGCAAUGCCUACUUCCUUGGGCAACGGAAACCAGUCACCCCAGAACAGAAACCGGCCCCCAGGCCACAGUUUCACCUCCGACAGGUGAAAGAUUCUCAAGGCAGCGGCAAGAAGAAAUGCGCAUGAGAGCUGUGGCGAUGCUCGGCUACCGACCCAUGAUUGCAGAUGAGGAGAGAGCGCAAGACGCUUCUCGGUCAAAAUUGCGCAAACUCCUACAAAUACUAUUUCCAAUAGUUCGAUAGGCUGGAUGCCAACGUACUUUUACCGACCCUGACCCUGCCUAUGAUUAACCUGCCUAACGAAUUAUGAUUGACAUUCUAGUUCCAUUUUGCAUAUAACUAUGGCCUGGUCUACAGAGCUGUUAAGCGUGAUACCCACCAAAUUUUUGCUAAAUCUUGAUGAUAGUUGAAUCCCUCGGGCAUCAUUGAUAUGACCUGCUCUUAUAUAUACCGCAAGACACUGUUACUUAUUGCAUUCAUUAUUUUUACAACCGCCCCCGACACGUUCCAGUCGCCAGUCGCCAGCCAACAUGCCUAACUUUUCUCCUUCUCUCUUUUUCCUUCCUUUUCACCUUUCACUCUGCAGCAUGUCCUGAGACUGUACCCUUCUAUGCACUUUUUCAACCAUCUCACGCAUAUACUGAAUUAUUAAACCCCAAGAUGUCAGAUGGGGACGGAAGUGAAACUUCUAGACGCACAAGCGCCGUAAUUGGGUUUUCAUUUAUUUGUUUAUUAAUAUAUAGAUAUUUUGAGAUAUUUUGGUACUUCUUGGGAAGUAUAUAUGUACCUGGGGGAAGAUAAUGUAUACUUUGUUUUCUUGUGGGAAUUUCAUCAUCCAUUGCUGUUGAGUCACAUUUUUUAACCCAGAUAAAGAGUAGGGGGUACGCGGCCUCCCCCGAACCUAUAAUGCUUCUAAUAACUAAACCCAUUGAGCCAAGAAUUAUCAUAUGGCUACCGUAUAGGAGAUUUAGUUAAGAUCUUCAAAA
This is a messenger RNA of Blastomyces gilchristii SLH14081, 4161 nucleotides long. RefSeq names its product RING finger domain-containing protein, variant 4. NCBI's taxonomy places the organism in Eukaryota, Fungi, Ascomycota, Eurotiomycetes, Onygenales, Ajellomycetaceae. The record is from RefSeq and is a predicted model, not a curated record. The transcript has 7 exons. Bases 1768 to 3264 code for a protein of 498 amino acids.